AUGAACAACCUGUCGUCCUCUAUGAAAUCACCACCAAGCCACAGUCUCCUCUUUCUCUUGCUCAUUGCAAGUACUGUCGCCAUGUUAACGACCCGAUACACCGUACCGAUCCCCGAAUCAAUGAAUGUACUUGAAACCCGCCGAGAACUCAAUGAAAUGGCGGAACAUUACCCGCUGAGCACCGUGGGCGCCAGAAACGGCGGCUGGUAUAUACUCGAUCAUGACGGCACCGUACUAGCCGUUGCCACUGAUUCCGUGUGUGAAGAGCUCGAUGCUUCGAUCGAGGAAGCAAUGCGGCUGUACGGCCUCGUUCGUAAGCCUGAUAACGACGUGAGCGAGAGUGUUGCACCUCGAAGUGACCAACGAUCAGGCUCUGAAAUCUCGAACACCUGUUCUCACCCUCGUUGUCUUGCGUCAUCCGCAUGUCGGACAUACAGCGAUUGCUACAGUACUCACCUUCUCUGGAGGCAGUACGAGCGUCCCCUCAACCACCUGGGUUAG
Molecule: messenger RNA, 501 nt
Organism: Penicillium mononematosum
Lineage: Eukaryota; Fungi; Ascomycota; Eurotiomycetes; Eurotiales; Aspergillaceae
Exons: 3
Coding region: 1-501 (166 amino acids)
Source: RefSeq, a predicted model, not a curated record